This is a messenger RNA of Solanum verrucosum, 420 nucleotides long. RefSeq lists its product as uncharacterized. The transcript has 3 exons. Gene Ontology annotation, molecular function: nucleic acid binding. The record is from RefSeq and is a predicted model, not a curated record. Lineage: Eukaryota; Viridiplantae; Streptophyta; Magnoliopsida; Solanales; Solanaceae. Bases 1 to 420 code for a protein of 139 amino acids.
AUGAAUGCAAAAAGAAUUGGUUGGUCAAAAAAGCUUGAUGAUGCUCUAUGGGGCUAUCGCACCAUGUUCAAGACUCCCAUAGGUAUGUCCCCCUACCAACUUGUGUUUGGGAAGUCUUGGCAUUUGCCUGUAGAGUUAGAGAAUAAAGUGAUAUGGGCACUCAAGAAGCAGUAUUUGGAUUGGGAUGUUGAAUCAAGUCAAAGGUUGAAUGAUUUGAAUGAGCUCAAUGAGUUUCACCUAAAAGCAUAUAAAAGUUCAGCUUUGUACAAGCAGAAAAUGAAGAGGUUGCGGUUGUUUCCUGGCAAGCUCAAGUCCAAAUGCAAGUGGAUGGAGGAGAAUCCUAGCAAGUAUAGCUCGGAGACAGUGAGGGAUUUCUACGCUUCAUAUGCAGCUAAUGUGGAGAACGCUAUGCCACCAUGA